GGCUCGUGGCACAACGGCCUGUGGCUGGUUCUGCCACAAUUCAAUCCAACCCAAUAUGAAUUCUAAACCCGUUGUGGACGAGCAGAGAGAGGCGCAGCCAGAUAGUGAGAUGGCUGCUGAAGGCGGGCCUGAUAAGGCUGAAGACAUCAAGCUUCCUUUCUUCCCCAGCUAUAUGAGGAUUCUCUCGUACGGUACUGGGAAUUAUGGGUGGCUUCUUAUGAUAGUCGGCCUUGGAUGCGCCAUGGGGUCUGGUGUCGCUCUCCCCUUGAUGAAUAUUAUAUUUGGAGAUAUCACGAAAGACUUUAGCGAAUACUUUCUCCCCGGGUCUGGUGUCACAGAGUCCGAGUUCAAGGCUGCAGUCAGCAAGAAUUCACUCUUUAUUGUGUACCUGUUCAUUGGAAAGUUCGUUCUAACAUAUAUCUUCACGAUAUCCUUCCGAGUAAUCAGUCUCAAAGCCUCAUCCGCCAUUCGCCUCGAAUACAUGCGCGCCCUGUUCGCUCAACCAGUCAGCAAACUGGACGAAAUCUCCGUUGGCACCGUCACAAACACCAUAACAGGCCUGUCCAAUACCCUCCAGGAGAGCAUGUCCGACCGCCUCGCCAUCCUCUUCCAAUCCAUCGCCAUCCUCGUCGCAGCAUACGCAAUCGCCUUCAGAUACUCGUGGGCCCUGACACUCGUUGUCAGCUCCGCCAUGCUCUUCAUGGGCCUGUGUCUGACAGUUGCAGCUCCGAUGCUGAUUAAAGGGAACCGCGGUGUUGAACUCGCCGACGAGAAGCACGCUGCUGUCGCGGCGGAUGUCUUCAGUUCUAUCCGGACUGUGUUCUCGCUUGGUGCCGAGGCGUCUCUUGCCCGUAAGUAUGGGGAAUGGGCUGAAGAGGCGAGGAGGAGAGCUACAAAGCUAGCGCCUGUUAUGGGUGUUCAUCUAGGCCUGAUGUUUUUCUCCAUGUAUGCGAGCUUCGCGCUGGCGUUCUGGUUUGGGCUGAAGCUUUAUCGCGAGGGGAAUAUUCCUGAUGUCGGUGUUGUUAUUACUGUUUUCUUCUCCGUCCUGAUAGUGACGACCGUGCUGGGCAGCAUUUUCGCACCGUUUAUGGUUAUCACCAAGGCUGUUAGUGCGUCGGGGUCUUUCUUCUCUAUUAUUGACUCUGAACGGAGACCGGUUGAUGGGAUCAGGAUGUCUAGUCGGUCUGAUAUCGUCUUCAGCGAUGUCACCUUUGCGUAUCCAACCCGGCCUGAGGUAUCUGUGCUUAAGUCUUUCAGUGUUUGCUUCCAACGGGGGAAGGUAACUGCCCUAGUUGGACCUUCGGGGUCUGGUAAGAGUACCAUUGUCGCAUUGCUCGAGAGAUGGUAUGAUCUCAGUGCAUCAUAUGAGAAGGAAGAUGUUGUAAAGCCCACAGCUACAGGGAGUAUCGAGGUGAACGGGCACAAUAUCAACGAGCUGGAUUUGAAAUGGUGGAGAACACAGAUCGGGCUGGUCCAGCAGGAGCCGUUCCUAUUCCAUGAUACAGUCUAUAAUAAUGUCUGCUUUGGGCUUAUUGGGUCUGAAUGGGAUGGGGAGUCGGAGCAGGUCAAGAGGAAGCUUGUCAUUGCGGCAUGCAAGGAAGCUUUUGCUGAUGAAUUUGUGCAGCGACUACCAUUGGGCUACGAGACUAUCGUCGGCGAAGGGGGCAUCACAUUGAGUGGUGGUCAGCGCCAGCGCCUAGCCAUUGCGCGAGCCAUUGUCAGCCAGCCCACAAUUUUAGUUCUGGACGAAGCAACCAGCGCAAUUGAUGUUCGUGGGGAGAAAAUAGUGCAGGCAGCCUUGGAUCAUGUUUCCAGGGACCGGACAACAAUCACCAUUGCGCAUCGACUGUCGACCGUCCGGAAUGCAGACCACAUUGUCGUAAUUAAGGACGGGACGAAGUGCGAAGAGGGAACCCAUGACGAGCUUCUCUCCAUGAAUGGUGUAUACCAUGACCUUGUCCAUGCCCAGCAGCUUGUGCCACUGACUGAACAGAACGAUCCCGUCACGGAGGAAGUAGAGGCCGAAGUCUACGAUUCCAUGCCUCUGGAAGGCGAACCCGUAAGCAAUAAUAAUCAGACGACGGAGGCAAAAGCGAAGAAGAUAGGGGCAUUCCGGAAUUUUGGUAUCGUGAUGUACGAGCAGCGCAGAUACUCGUGGCUUUACGGCAUCGUCCUGGUGGCUGCCGGUGCUGGCGGAGCUGGAUACGCCGUACAGAGUUUCCUGUUUGCAAAACUCGUUGAGGCCUUUCAGUUCACUGGAAAGCAACUGGAAGAUGCUGCCAACUUUUGGGCCCUGAUGUUCUUCAUCCUGGCGUUGUGUGUGAUGGCUGUUUAUUUCACGCUGGGCUUUAGCUCGACUAUCUUUUCCUCUUUUGUUGCUGCUGUCUAUCGCAAAGACUAUUUCCGGAGUCUGUUACGCCAACCCAUCCCCUUCUUCGACCAGGACGCAAACGCCUCAGGAAGUCUCGGCGGACGCCUCUCCAGCGACAUCCGCCAGCUGCAGGAAUUAUUCUCGACAAACGGAAUAUUCCCCCUGAUAUCCAUUUUCACCGUCAUUGGCUGCGUCGCCGUGUCAUUCGCCUUCGGGUGGAAGCUCGCGGCAGUCACAUUCUUUGCAGCGCUGCCCUUUAUCUUUGGAGCUGCGUACAUCCGAAUUCGAUACGAACUGGAGUUUGAGGGAUUAAACGCAAAGGUCUAUGCAGAGAGCUCCAAGUUCGCGGCGGAGGCUAUACGCGCUUUUCGGACUGUCAGUGCCCUUACGAUGGAGGGCCAUAUCCUGGAUAAGUAUUCGGAUUUGCUGGCGGAGCAACGACAGAUGGCUCUUCGUAAGGCGUACUUUGCUGCUUUGGUAAUUUCUCUCUCGAGUACUGUGGAUUUCUGCGCUAUGGCCUUGACCUUCUGGUAUGGAGGCCAGCUCCUCGUAACAAAGGAGUACGACCUGGUAGCCUUUUUCGUUGUUUAUAUCGCCAUCAUCCAAGGAGGACAGACAGCUGGCCAGUUCUUCAGUUUUGCUCCCAAUAUCGCACAGGCCAUGGCAUCUGCCGGCCGCAUUCUGCAGAUGCGCACACUCAAUGAAAGGACCACUACGUCUAACAACGCUCAAAUCCCGGACUCUCCGGAUAUCCAAUUCAAACAGGUCUCGUUCAAGUACGCCUCUCGCGAAAGUCCAGUCUUCGCGGACCUGGAUUUCACAGUUGAGAGCGGCCAGUUCGCUGCUCUCGUCGGGCCCUCUGGCUGCGGCAAAUCGACCGUUGCGUCGCUACUCGAGCGGUUUUACGAACCUACCCAGGGAAGUAUCUUAUUUGGAAAGACGCCGAUCGAUUCCAUGGAUCUAUCCUCCUACCGUAAAAGUUUAUCUCUUGUCGCCCAAGAAUCGAAGUUGUUCAGCGGGUCCAUACGCGAGAACCUGUUACUCGGCAUAGAGGACGAUACAUCGGAAACAGUAGAAGAACGCAUGAUUGAAGCAGCCAAGGACGCUGAGAUCCACGAGUUCAUCAACUCCCUCCCAGAUGGAUACGCCACGCAGCUGGGAGCAAACGCACAGACAUCCCUCAGCGGCGGCCAGAAGCAGCGUCUGUGCAUUGCGCGAGCACUGCUGCGGAAUCCACGACUUCUUAUCCUCGACGAAGCUACUUCAAGUCUGGACUCCCAGUCGGAGAAGUUGAUCCAGCAGGCUAUCGAACGGUUAGCCGGGAAAGGCGAGCUGACUAUCCUUGCGAUCGCGCACAGACUGGCUACGAUUCAGCAGGCAGAUGUCAUUUUUGUGUUUGGGGAGGGUGCGCCUGGGCAGGGAUCAAGGAUUGUAGAAAGGGGGACGCAUCAUGAGCUGUUAAGAAAUCGGGGGGCUUAUUGGCAGAUGUGCCAGGCUCAAGCGUUGGAUCGGUAGUGGUCCUUCCUCAAGCUAUAUGACCUUUUAUGAAUGACGUCGAUGCAGAUGUCUUGAUGUAUACUAGUUUUCUCCUCUCUAGGUGACUGGCCGCAGUGAUGGAUUCUGAUACUACUUAGCUGAAUGCCACUCAUAUAAGAUUGAUUGCCAGUGCCACCCCACGGAGAAUGUGAG
Molecule: messenger RNA, 4060 nt
Organism: Aspergillus versicolor CBS 583.65
Lineage: Eukaryota; Fungi; Ascomycota; Eurotiomycetes; Eurotiales; Aspergillaceae
Product: ABC transporter ATP-binding protein
Exons: 11
Coding region: 56-3886 (1276 amino acids)
Biological process (GO): transmembrane transport
Cellular component (GO): membrane
Molecular function (GO): ATP hydrolysis activity; ATP binding; ABC-type transporter activity
Source: RefSeq, a predicted model, not a curated record